Penicillium concentricum is the source of this 500-nucleotide messenger RNA. Its product is annotated as autophagy-related protein 8. Gene Ontology annotation, cellular component: fungal-type vacuole membrane; autophagosome; cytosol. Lineage: Eukaryota; Fungi; Ascomycota; Eurotiomycetes; Eurotiales; Aspergillaceae. Gene Ontology annotation, molecular function: phosphatidylethanolamine binding. The transcript has 3 exons. The record is from RefSeq and is a predicted model, not a curated record. Gene Ontology annotation, biological process: macroautophagy; cellular response to nitrogen starvation. The coding region runs from base 15 to 371 and encodes 118 amino acids.
CCUUAUCAGUCACGAUGCGAUCCAAGUUCAAGGACGAGCACCCCUUCGAGAAGCGCAAGGCUGAGGCUGAGCGUAUCCGCCAGAAAUAUGCCGACCGCAUUCCUGUCAUCUGCGAGAAGGUCGAGAAGUCGGAUAUUGCCACCAUCGACAAGAAGAAGUACUUAGUGCCGGCCGACCUCACCGUGGGACAGUUUGUCUACGUGAUCCGCAAGCGCAUAAAGCUCUCCCCCGAGAAGGCCAUCUUCAUCUUCGUUGAUGAGGUCCUCCCUCCAACUGCUGCGCUCAUGAGCAGCAUCUACGAAGAACACAAGGAUGAAGAUGGCUUCUUAUACAUCACAUACUCGGGCGAGAACACUUUCGGUGACCUGUAGAGGUUGUCUAGUCUCUCUCAUUUGCUUUGCUGUUCGGCCACUCCAACCUACAUGAGUGAGUCAAUGAUGGAUGAACGGGCAGGCGAGAAGGCUUCUGCGACCUUGGGAUACUGGUUUUGGGUCACGGGC